Messenger RNA from Telopea speciosissima, 1725 nucleotides. RefSeq names its product protein TWIN LOV 1-like. Bases 311 to 1516 code for a protein of 401 amino acids. Gene Ontology annotation, cellular component: nucleus. NCBI's taxonomy places the organism in Eukaryota, Viridiplantae, Streptophyta, Magnoliopsida, Proteales, Proteaceae. The transcript has 9 exons. The record is from RefSeq and is a predicted model, not a curated record.
CUCACUUUCCUUCUCUCUCUUGAGCUCUGGUUGUGUGUGUCGACUCGAUUGAUUAUUCUUUCUAUCCAUUCACCGAUAAAGGCAAAAACGAUUGAUGGGUACCCGCUAUUUGUCAAGGUUCAGUCACAAUUUCGAUUCAGGGAAGAUAUUUUGUGUAUCUGUAACAGAUGGGUUGCUGUUCUCCCUCCUUUCUUCAAUCAAUUUCUCUCUAUGUUGCUCUUUCGUAGUUGGGUUUUGCUAAUUCAAACUACGUUGCACAAGAGCAGCUGAAGCCCUUGACGUGCGCACAUGGGAUUGGGAUACAGCAGCGAUGGAAUCACAAUUGGCUCUGAUGGAUCAGUCCUUUAACUCUCGUUACUCAUCUUUGGUUCGAGAAGCUCUCGAUGACCUACCCGAUAGUUUCACCAUUACUGAUCCUUGUAUUUCAGGCCACCCGAUCGUCUUUGCCAGCAGGGAGUUCUUAAAAAUAUCUCAUUACUCUAAAGAUGAGGUGAUUGGGAGGAAUGCGAGGAUGUUUCAGGGCCCUGAAACCAAUCGAAAAUCGGUAAUGGAGAUUCGAGAGGCCAUUCGUGAGGAGAGGACUAUUCAGUUGAGUCUAUUGAACUAUCGGAAAGACGGGACCCCCUUUUGGAUGUUAUUUCAUUUGAGUCCUGUUUUCAGUAUGGAGGAUGGCAGGGUCAUUCACUUUGUCGCUGUUCAGUUGCCCAUAGCAAGGAAAUCGAAGGGUUUUACAUCUGGGUUUGGCAGGAAUGAUUGUAAUUUUGGUGAAGCUGGUUCUAGAUUGCCAGAGAUCGUAUUUGGAUCUUGCAGAAAGGAGGUGUGCAUGGAUUCAGUGAAGCAGUCAGUGCCUCUUUGGACGCGGGGUUCCUUCCAGAAUUUGGAUAAUAGAGGAUUGGAGGUUGAAGAGUCAUGUGAGGCAAGUGCUCUGGAGAAACAGAAAGCUGCUACGUCAAUUAACAACAUCUUAUCUGUGCUAACUCACUAUAGCGAGCUAGCUGGCAAACUGGUCUGUGGGAAGAGUUGCAACUUAUCCGGGACAAAUUCUCUUGGUUCAUCCUUAAUUGUAUCUCUUGGUAGAAUCAAACAGAGCUUUGUAUUAACCGACCCCCAGUCACCUGACAUGCCCAUUGUAUAUGCAAAUGAUGCAUUUUUGAAAUUGACAGGCUAUGCCAGACAUGAAGUGUUGGGGAAGAAUUGUAGAUUUUUAAAUGGGCCUGAUACAGAUGCCAAGGUUAUCUGCCAGAUAAGAGAAAGCAUUCAAACUGAGCAAGCCUGUACAGUAUGUAUCUUGAAUUACAGGAAGGAUGAAAGUUCAUUCUGGAACCAUCUUCAUAUUUCUCCAGUUCGGAAUGCUUCUGGAAAGAUAGCAUUUUAUGUUGGGGUGCAGAUAGAAGAAGGCUGUAAGAAUGGGUGGGGCCGAGGGUUGCGCCCAGAGAUGAGGCAGCUUGGUGUCGUGGGUGCAGUCAAGGUUGCGGUAAGGAGCUUAUCAAUGGGAGCUGGGCCUUCCAAGUCAUAGUGAUGACCUCUCUGUUCUUUGGUGGUGUAGGUUACAGGAAUUCUUUAUUUUUCACUAUUGUGAUUGAUGCAGAUUAGAACCAUUUGUAAUCAAAUCUAGUCUAGAUGCACCAGACAAGGCCAUCCAUCCCUGAGCCCCCUGAGGAUAAGGAGGAAAUAUGUAAUAUGUUGUAAACUCAAAUAGCUUAUAUAUAUAGACUAGUUCUCAAU